Messenger RNA from Ostrinia nubilalis (European corn borer), 3083 nucleotides. RefSeq lists its product as uncharacterized. Bases 1 to 1668 code for a protein of 555 amino acids. Lineage: Eukaryota; Metazoa; Arthropoda; Insecta; Lepidoptera; Crambidae. The record is from RefSeq and is a predicted model, not a curated record. The transcript is spliced from 4 exons.
AUGCUGCCAAGGUAUGAUGGUCCAAAAGGCUCACAACUGUCUGCACUUUCCGUAGACCCGGGCCGGCAGUCGCAGCGCUUCCCCAACAAGAGCAAGGUGGCGCCGCUGCCGCCGGGCGCGGACGGCGCGGACGCGGGCGGCGACGGCGACGCGGCGCUCAUGAGCGACCAUCUACGAGCGCGCGGCGCCGGCCGCUCGGCUCAGCUGGGACGAGCCCGCGCCGCCCGCACACAAGGGCAGCGGGGAGGAGGAGCUCCACGACGCCACCAACCCCGCGGCGGCCGAGCACAUGAACCUCACCGUGUACUUCUAGCGCCCGACGCCGGCCCCGACUCCGACCAGCGAGACGUUUCUCCGGCUGAACCGAAUAGAGACUGUACAUUGCCGGAUUCCACUAAUUCCGAACUACUGAAUACUAACGCUCUACUCCUACAAAAUUUUAACGAGGCGCUAAAUUAUAAAGACCGACACCAUCUACCUAAAGUUUUCGAUCGUGCAAUAAAGAAUAUCAGUGAAGCGGUGAGCGCUCGGGAUGAACGAACCCGACCGGAAUCUCAAAGUCACCCGCUAUACCCGAAACUAUCUAGAGAAGAAAAUCUACCAGGCUCCACCGCCGACGCUGACGGUCUAUCGAACCUUUACCAUCACACGGAGCGAGUGCCCCACCGCACGCAAAAAGAUAAUGAUCGACGAAACCUAAAUAUCACAACAUCUGAAGAACAGACUAAUAUCUCAUUUUCUAGCAUCCUUGAUAAACAUACAGCAAUUUAUAGACUAUAUGCGUUACCAGAUACUACCAGUCCCAUAAAUAAUGACGAGAAUUCUUACAGUCGAGAACUUUCAAACGGUCCCUAUUACCCACAUAUUUCGCAGCAAAACUAUCGCAAGGAAAGUAAAACGGAAUCGAAGAAAUCUGUUGGUUUAGAAAACAAUCCUAAUUAUUCAUCGGGUCAGGGUGAUAAAGUAAUAACACAGUACGAUGCACCGAUCAUCAAGGCUCCGUCAGAAUUUUCAGAUGAACAAAGUCCCCUUCCUCCAAUGACCAUGUCUUUCAGCAACAUGAUGACGAUGCCUGUUAGUAACGUCCAUUUGACUGAGCGGCAACUUCCAACCGAAUAUGUUGCAGUACCAGUGAAGAAAAUUUCACAAGUUUCAAAGCAAAAUAAACAAAGGAAGAAAAACACUCCACCAAAAAUUCCUAUGAAACCCACUCAACACGCAGUGUCUCCGGUAAAGUAUAUUCCAAUCAAUCUAGAUAACCCAAUGGUCAAUCCUGAGUUUCUACCAAAAACCAAAGGUAAUUUUCCUACGAAAAAAGUUACGCCGCCGAAACGGCCUCCGUCUCCUGUGGAAUACAUUCCAAUUCCUAUCAAUCCUAAAACAAGACAGCCUCAAGUCUUCACUCGUGUUCACAAAGGCAUGAGGCAUCCUCAUCCUGGGUCUAAUCGUCCUAGAACAAGAACUCCUAUUGAGGGUCCAGUUUUUAUUACUCAACCUCACGAAAGCCAAAGGUAUGUAAUGCAUCCGUCUGCCCCUAGACUGUCCUAUAGCUCAAUGGAUGGGUGGAGAAGUGAGGGGCCUUCUUCUUUUGCUAGCAUUGAUCCUAGAAAGUUGAGGACUCAACGCGUUAGUCCGUUGUUAUUUGUUCCAAUGUAUAAACCCUUGUGAUCUUAACAAAAUAACGAUGAACCCUCCUUAGGAAUGAUAUCAUCGAUAUUUAUGACUCCGCACUUGCCAAAUCUUAGUUACAGCAGAAAUCGUUAGACGUCAUUGCUGGAAAGUUAUCAUCGGUUUGUCAUCGCUGUUAAGUUAUUACUAAUGUAAGUAAAAAGAAAGUACCUACUAGUAAAAGUUCCUAAGCAUGUUACCGGUCUUUUAACUUCCGAUCUCAAACAAAUCAAUACAUUGAUCAACUGAAAUAAGUUUUGUUUACGUAAAACUUAGUACGUAGUCUUCAAUUCAAUGUGAUUCAGAAUGAUAAUAGUGAAAUCAAUUAUACUGUGAUAUUUUUGCUAUUCAUCAUAACGUUACGGGUUCGGUGGUGCCUGGUUCUUUUUUAGAUAUUUGUAGAACUUACUGUUGUGGUAGAUAAUAGUAAGAGUAGUUUAGAUUAUUUGUUACCAUUUUUAAAGAAAAGAAAAAUAUGAAGUUACUAAGAAAUGGGUGUUAGUCUUGGGCAUUAUUUAGUUUAUUAAAAUUAAUUAUUACUACUGUUAUAUUUCAGAUGUCCAUUCAGUCCAUUGUGGUGGUAGAGCGUUCGUUUAUGUCUUACUUACUAAUGUUUUAGAAUGUUUAAUCCAAAGGGUCGUAAGGAUUUGGCUUUGUCUUCCCCUGUGUAAAGGUGCCCCAACAUAGACGAAAAAAUAAAGUGUGUUCUGUAAUGUACACAUAAUUAUAAUAGGUUCCUAAGCAUCGAAUCGAAUGCAGUAAACCUUUUUGUACUUUUACAAUGUCAUUUAAAUGUAUUAUUAAGUGGGUAUGACCUAUUCAUUGUAAAUAAUUCAAUUUUGUACAUUCAUUAGUAUCGCAAGGUAUUUUGAUUCAGGCGGAAUGCUUCAAUACCUUGUUAAUAGUAAAGAAUUUGUAUUGUAGUCGUUUAAAGGUUUUAUUUAGUAAACCAUAACUGUCUUGUACAAUAUCUUGUUAAUGAUUCUGAUAAUAUGUUUACAUUACUGUUAGAUUACUACUUUAGUGGUAAUAGCGCAUGUUUUAUUAGUACCUUUAGUUAGUAAUACUUGUAAGAUGUAUGUAGUAAUAUAUUCAUGUCAUUAAUUUACUGUUUCUAAUAAAGGCAGAAGUUCGAGCUCUCCCAGAUACCUAUCUCUCCAUAAAAAAUGAUUUUUCAGAAGCAUUAUUCUAAAAGCAAUUUUAAGUUAUACAACAUAACUUACAACAUAACAUACAACACAACAUACUUUGUUAAUAAAUCAACUAAAGUUCGUUCGUAAAUAAAAUAGAACUGUAAUAUAAUUCAUUUAUCAUAUUUAUCUUACAUACUUAUUUUUAGUGGUACUACGUAUCUUACGUAUUUAUAUUAUUAUCAUAGAAAUGUAAGAACUGUUAUUAUAUUUUUGUUGAUGCUA